Molecule: messenger RNA, 1282 nt
Organism: Neohortaea acidophila
Lineage: Eukaryota; Fungi; Ascomycota; Dothideomycetes; Mycosphaerellales; Teratosphaeriaceae
Product: beta-lactamase-like protein
Exons: 1
Coding region: 41-979 (312 amino acids)
Source: RefSeq, a predicted model, not a curated record
CACUCACCUCUCUUUGUUGUGGGGAAAUGUCGCCGACAAAAUGACGGGCCAUUCUCAUUCUCAGUCUCCUCUACCUGCCGCAACGUCCAAUCAGAACUAUGUCGAAGUCUCUCCCAUACCAGGAGGCUUCAUCACCCUCUCCGACCACUUCUUUGUACAUCCCGCCGAGCCGGGGGCCAAAAGAACCGUACCUUCUCUCACCUUUUUGAUCAAGCACCCCGGCACAUCCCUCUUCGGAGCACACUCGUCCAAGCCAUUCCAUCUCAUGUUUGAUCUAGGUCUGCGCAAGGCCAAAGCACGCUAUCCCGAAGUCCUCCAGAAGCAUCUCGAGGGCCGAGCACCAUACGAUCUCGCCCCGGGAGUCGCCGCCGAGCUGACGAAUGGAGGCCUGGACCCUUCAGAGAUCAACCUGGUCUUGCUCAGCCAUGUGCAUUACGACCAUCACGGUGACCCGGAAGACUUUGAGAAUGCUCGCUUCCUGAUCGGUCACGGAGCCAUGCACGUGCUGAAGAAUGGGCUCGGUGGGAUCGCUUCUCAUCAACAUUUCGACCCGGACACCCUUCCACAUGACCGGUCGGGUGAGUUGUCAGAUCCCACGGGAGGGAAAUGGAAACCUUUAGGCCCAUUUCCAGCCGUGCUAGACCUCUUCGAGGAUGGCUCAGUGUAUGUCGUUGACACUCCCGGCCACCUGCCCGGACAUGUCAAUCUAUUGUGCAGGACGAGGGAGAAGUGGAUCUGUCUGUGCGGCGAUGCCUUUCACGAUCGAAGACUCCUCACGGGCGAGAAGGAAAUUGGGACAUUUGAAGGCCCGGGUGGGCACAUGGUUUGCAUUCAUCUGGACAAGGAAGCCGCUGCUGAGUCCAUCCGGCGGCUAAGGGAGUUUGGAAAGGCCGCUGGGGACCAAGUAGAGAUUAUUGCGGCGCAUGAAGACGUGUGGUGGGAGAAGAACAAACACAAGAAGUUCCCAGGAACAUUGUGAGAGACUGUCGGUCUAGCGUAAGACGAUGAUCAGCUCCUAUGUCGUCUAUGGCCAGGCUGUGAUUGCUGUGAAUCGUUCAAAAGGCCCUGAUAGUUUAGACCAAUGUUCAGUGAUUACCAGUUCGACAAAAUACAGCUUCUGCCGCAUCAAUGUUUAGAUACCGUCGGAUGUCCAUGUACGACCAAGUUUGGAGGUGGCCGCAAGGCUGGCAGCGGAACCUGAAAUCCACCUCAGUCGCGUGUCUACGUCAUUGUCUAUUCGCUUUCGUGACUUUUGUUUCCUCAACCUCCUCUUACUCCCCCU